Messenger RNA from Cordyceps militaris CM01, 546 nucleotides. Its product is annotated as exosome-associated family protein. The transcript is spliced from 3 exons. The record is from RefSeq and is a predicted model, not a curated record. Gene Ontology annotation, cellular component: nucleolus; exosome (RNase complex). Gene Ontology annotation, biological process: regulation of gene expression; maturation of 5.8S rRNA. NCBI's taxonomy places the organism in Eukaryota, Fungi, Ascomycota, Sordariomycetes, Hypocreales, Cordycipitaceae. The coding region runs from base 1 to 546 and encodes 181 amino acids. Gene Ontology annotation, molecular function: RNA binding; DNA binding.
AUGUCUGGCGUCAAGGAUAUCACCCGCGAUCUUGAUAAGCUGGAUUCGCAGUUGGACAGCCUAGAGGAAGCACUCGCGCCACUGUUCGGCGACAUUGAUGAGGUCGCAUCACAGCUACCGCUGCUAGACAAGGCAAAGCUCUUCUCCCUGAUUACUUACUCGAUAGAAUCUUUAAUAUUUUCUGCCCUGAAGGUGCAAGGCGCAGAUACGCAGAACCACCCUGUUCUCGCCGAGCUCAAGCGUGUGCAGCAAUACUUUGCCAAGAUCAAGGCCGCUGAGGAGCCUGCUGGGGAGCGCACCACAACGCCGAACCAAGAAGCGACGGCACGCAUACUCAAGGCAGCCCUCAGCGACAACAAAGAAAUCAGUGCCAGACUGGCUGAGAAGAUUGCCGAGGAACGUGCAAAGGCGCUGUUGAAAUCUGUGGACGGACGCAAACGCCCGGUAGAUGACGCAGCGGCGAGCUCAGCGGGUAACGACAAGGGCGUCAAAAAGUCAAAACACCAGCACAAAACAAAAGGCAAGAGCAGAAAGUCAAGGGACUGA